AUGUUAACAAUUGGUUUAACUUUGUUUUUAUUAAUCCAGAACCGUUUAACAUUUGGAACCAAUACAAUCGACGCAAAAGAUAUGGGAAUACGCUUUAGACAAGCUAUUAUUGAUGCAAUACAAAAGUUCGAUGGACUCUCAAUUACAUGUCCACCGGGUAGUUUCUUUUAUAAUGGAUCGUGUUACUAUUAUUUUCCACCAAAGUCUGAAAAAAUGAGAGGACUUUCGUAUGCUGAUAUAUCAUCUGAUGACGUAAGUAGUCGUGGUAUACAAUCAAUAAUUGGUGCUGGAUUAACGACUGUCGCUAUAUUUAUUCUUCUAUUUCAUCCCGUUUUUAAUUCAUUAUGUCCAUCAAAGGAUAAUAGACAAGAUUUUAUCAGGAAAAAAAUUUUUAUAAUGUCAAAUUCAACUCAUCGUUUAUCUCGUGAAAAAUUUUAUUCCGUUCCAAAUGUUUCAUCAGAUACAUUACUUAAUCAUUAUAGACAUUCACUACUAACUACACCAACAUCAAUUGAAAAUUGUCAAAAUGAUAAUGAUUUUGAUAUAGAUGAUCUGAAAAAAACAAUAGAAUUUAAACCGGAUAAAAUACCAAUUAAUCAUAAUCAUAUUAUUGUUAAUCUUCCACGUCGAUCAUCAUCAAAUGUGUCAAAUAAAUUAUUUUAUUCAAAAUUUCGAUUAAAUUAUACCAUGUUAUAUUAUCUAAUACGUUUUCUUGUACUCGUUAGUACUAUCAUAUUUGCCACAUUAUGUUGUACAACUGUUUAUCAAGUUAAAGUAGAACGAUUAGAACGUUUUCAUCAAUAUCGAAAAGUACAAUUAUUACAAAAUUCAACAACAACAACAACAGAAACAGAAUCAACUUAUUUUCAUUUAAAAAAUGCGAGUGUAUGCCGUUUAUUUAAAUCAAAAUUAAAUCGUUACUAUAAAAUACCAGCCAAUUAUCUUUCACUUAUUUUUAUUUUAUUACUAUUUUUUGUCUUAUUUUUCUUUCAAAAUAUACUUAAACAAUGUCAAAAUCGUACUGUUAUUCGUUCAACAAAAAAAACAUGUUAUCUUUCAUUUCCCAUGAUAUUUAAUCCACAUUGUUAUACAAAUAGAUUUGAAUCAGCAGCUGUAUUUGGAUUAUUAGCACUUGAAAUAUUACAUAUAUUUGAUGAAUAUAUUAUACAUGCUUAUCGACAUCUUACUCAUGGACCACUCAUUGAUUUAAUUAUGCAAAUUGGUAUUGGAUUAUUAUUAGGAUUAAGAUAUUUUCCUAUAUUGGCCAUGUUUGAACAAAAACCAGAAUAUAAAACAAGAUUAUCAAAUAUUUUAUGUUAUUCAUUAGCAACAAUGUAUUUAUGGACAGAAAUUAUAUUUAAAUUACAAAAUGAUAUUAAUUGUACUGAUAAAUCAAUAAUUAAUGAUAUUAAAGAAACAAUAAAAAAUUUAGAAAAAAUGGGUAUUAAUCCAAAACAAAUGCUAUUUGAUCAUUUAGGUCAAAAUCGUACAGCAUAUUUAAAUGAAACAGCUCAUAAUUAUUCAUCUCGUGCAAAAUUGUGGUAUCAUACGAAACAAUCAAAAUUAAAUAAUUUAACCUAUGAUGAAAAAGAUGAUGUACAAAUGGAUAUUUUACGUUUAGAUCGUUCAUUAGGUCUGAAUAAACAAGGCAUUUAUUAUAAUACAUUUCGUUAUGCACCCUAUUAUUACUAUUCAACAUAUUUGGCCAUAAGAUUAACAUUAAUGUUUUUAUGUGAAUUUAUACAAUUAUUUCAAUCAAUACCAAAACAAAAGCAAAAAUCUUUUUCAAAUCAACAAUCACCACGAUGGAAAUAUGUACAAUGGAAUCUACUAAGAACAGAAAAUCAUUUCGGUAAGAAGAGAUAGAGACGUUUGAACAUAUACAGACAAACUAAUGUGCAUACACGUGUUUUAAUAGGUAUCAUCACCGUGAUGAG
Didymodactylos carnosus is the source of this 1937-nucleotide messenger RNA. Lineage: Eukaryota; Metazoa; Rotifera; Eurotatoria; Philodinida; Philodinidae. The record is from the annotation of a GenBank genome assembly.